AUGUGUCCGCCUCCAGCCGCAGAGCCGCGGGGUCAGCAGGUCGAGAGAAGCCGAGAGAAGCCGAGAGAAGCCGAGACUGCUGCUUUUCCCGCAUGUUUGUACCUGGAGGACUACCUGGAGAUGAUCGAGCAGCUUCCCAUGGACCUCCGCGACAUUACGGAAAUGAGGGAGAUGGACCUGCAGGUUCAGGUGAACGCCACGGAUCAGCUGGAGCAGAAAGUCAUCGAGUUCUUCGUCAACGCAAAGAAGAACAAACCCGAGUGGAGAGAAGAGCAGAUGGAGGUCAUCAAGAAGGAUUAUUACAAAGCUCUGGAAGAUGCAGACGAGAAAGUUCAACUGGCCAAUCAGAUUUAUGAUCUGGUGGACCGUCACCUGCGUAAACUGGACCAGGAGCUGGCCAAGUUCAAGAUGGAGCUGGAGGCCGACAACGCCGGCAUUACCGAGAUCCUGGAGAGACGGUCUUUAGAGAUGGACAGUCCGUCUCAGCCCGUCAACAACCAUCAUGUCCACUCCCACACCACGACAGAGAAGAGGAAGUACAGCGCUCCGACUCAUCACACCACCGAACACGUUCCAGAGAAGAAGUUUAAGUCUGAAGCUCUGCUGUCCACACUCACGUCAGACGCUUCCAAGGAGAACACGCCAGGCUGCCGUACCAACAGCACAUCCUCGUCCACCAACAGCGUGUACAGUGUGAACUCCUCUCAGCCUCUGGCCUCCUACAACCUGAGCUCACUGCCCGCCGGGCCCGGCGCCGGAGCUGGGGCCAUCACCAUGGCUGCUGCCCAGGCCGUGCAGGCCACUGCCCAGAUGAAGGAGGGCCGGCGGACGUCCAGCCUGAAGGCGAGCUACGAGGCCAUCAAGAACAACGACUUCCAGCUGAGCAGAGAGUUCGCUCUGUCCCGGGACAACUCCGGAUACUCCUCCUCCGCUCUGGCCUCCACCCUCACCCAGACCCUCACCCCCACCACGGCCUCAGACUCCAGGGGACGCAAGUCCAAAAGCAGCAUCAAGUCGUCCAACCAUCAGUCGUCUUCGUCGUCCUCCUCUUCCUCUCUGUCGUCGUGCUCGUCGUCAUCGGCGCUGGCUCAGGAACUUUCCCAGCAGGCCUCAGCGCUGCCCGAGGCCGAGGCCAACAGUCAGGUGGACUGGACCUACGACCCCAACGAGCCCCGAUACUGCAUCUGUAACCAGGUUUCUUACGGAGAAAUGGUCGGAUGUGACAACACGGACUGUCCCAUCGAGUGGUUCCAUUACGGCUGUGUGGGGCUGACGGAGGCUCCGAAGGGGAAGUGGUAUUGUCCUCAGUGCACGGCGGCCAUGAAGAGGCGAGGCAGCCGCCACAAAUAGACUGAGCGCCGCCAUCGCCCUCAUGACACACUCUGACCAAUAGGCUGCAGCCGUCAGAGGUCAAAGGUCACGGCCCGUCUUCUUUUGUGCCAACA
Larimichthys crocea (large yellow croaker) is the source of this 1445-nucleotide messenger RNA. RefSeq names its product inhibitor of growth family, member 3 (gene ing3). Lineage: Eukaryota; Metazoa; Chordata; Actinopteri; Sciaenidae. Gene Ontology annotation, cellular component: NuA4 histone acetyltransferase complex. The record is from RefSeq and is a predicted model, not a curated record.